AUGGGGUUAAGAGACAUCGAAGCCACACUGCCUCCAGGCUUUAGAUUCUAUCCCAGCGACGAAGAGCUUGUCUGUCACUAUUUGUACAAGAAAGUCGUCGCAAAUAAUCAACGGCUUUCUAAGUAUACUUUGGUCGAAAUCGAUCUUCAUACUUGCGAGCCAUGGCAACUUCCUGAUGUGGCGAAGCUGAACUCGAAGGAGUGGUAUUUCUUCAGCUUUCGCGAUCGGAAAUAUGCGACCGGAUACCGGAGCAACAGGGCGACAAGCUGCGGCUACUGGAAAGGCACCGGGAAAGAUCGUCGGAUUCUUGACCCCGCCACCGGCACCGUUCUAGGGAUGAGAAAAACGUUGGUGUUCUACCACCAUAGAGCUCCCCAUGGCGUUAAAACUGAUUGGAUUAUGCACGAAUUUCGCCUCGAAAACCCCCAUAUCCCUCCCAAGGAAGACUGGGUACUGUGCAGGGUAUUCCAAAAAUCAAAAGCUACGGGGAUUUGCGACGAUAGCAUUGUCGGUGUAGGCGCCGCCGCUUCUACUUCUUCUCCUAACGCGGUCAAUAAUAAUGGUUUCUUGCCGGCGGGUUAUUCUCCGAUGAGUGGAGUCCCGGCGGGGAAUGUUGGAAUGGCCGCGCAGAGCAAGGGCGAAGAGGAUGAUGAAUAUGGCUUCUUUUUUAACGUGAAUUGUGAAGAAGCAAAUUUCCAAGCUCCAGGCGAAGGAGUUCCUUUGUGGAUUGAUGAGGAUUUCAGGUUUGAUAAUGGUGGAAAUGGCUUGCUUUUCAUCUGA
Ipomoea triloba (trilobed morning glory) is the source of this 780-nucleotide messenger RNA. Its product is annotated as NAC domain-containing protein 21/22-like. The record is from RefSeq and is a predicted model, not a curated record. Gene Ontology annotation, biological process: regulation of DNA-templated transcription. Lineage: Eukaryota; Viridiplantae; Streptophyta; Magnoliopsida; Solanales; Convolvulaceae. Bases 1 to 780 code for a protein of 259 amino acids. Gene Ontology annotation, molecular function: DNA binding. The transcript is spliced from 3 exons.